Molecule: messenger RNA, 2205 nt
Organism: Camponotus floridanus (Florida carpenter ant)
Lineage: Eukaryota; Metazoa; Arthropoda; Insecta; Hymenoptera; Formicidae
Gene: s-cup
Exons: 5
Coding region: 805-1446 (213 amino acids)
Source: RefSeq, a predicted model, not a curated record
CCCCGUGCGCGCGGUCGACGCCGCGCGUCACGCACGCGGCGUCGCACCGUCGUCGUCGUCGUGGUGAUCAACUUGGAACGAAUGGACACCAGCCAGGAUUGUCAUCGAUCGCCAGAAACGGUACCGCAGGUGUUUAGCGAGCGACCGAUCGACCAGCCUCUGUCGUGUACUGAGAAAAAGAUUGUGAUAAGGAAACAAGACGCGUUCUUUCUGACAGAAGACGAGGCUAUCGACUGAAAUUCGACGUGCUGGAGAAACGAUGACGUGCGCGUUUCACGCGCGAGUAAACCUGCCUCCGGAAAUCCGUAAAGUCGCGCGAUCGCGGAGGAGUUCCUCGCACUACACAUCUGAGGUUCAUUUCAGCCGCGAAGAUCCCCCCGAGCGAUCUAGUCGAUCGUAAUGUAAAAUCGAUCGUGCUCGGGGGGAACCGAAGAGAGGAAUGCAUCCGGCGGGCUUUUUCGACGAGAGGCGUUUCCGGAAACGAUAGACUCCUUCUCAGGCCGAUCAGCAGCAAUCUCGGAGUAGCACGGUUCGAGAUUACUCCGCUCUCGAUCUUUCAAACUAUCCCGACUGAUAACUAUCAGCAAUACUCUCCUUCUCUCUCUUUUAGCAAUUACCACAUAUAUCGAUCUCGAUGCACGAGAUUUCUCUGGCAAGCCUAACGAGGCAGGAAGAAUUACAACUCUAGAGAGGAAGGAGGAGGGAUAAUUAAAUUCAGUUAAUUAGCUGCUAUUCGAUGCUAUUUGCAAAGAACAGGAAGAGAUGCGAUUAGAAGAGUUUUUAUAGGACGAAAAUAAAGACAUAAUGCAGAAGAUAGCGGUAAUGCAGACCGCGAUACACAAAGGCUAUAAUAAUGGCAGCAAUGUUGAUGCGAGUAACGCCCUGCCAGAUUACAACGACUCGUCGUCGACCAGCAAGAGCGGUCGUUUCGACGCGGAUCUGCACGGCAACGUUAACCUUCUUCUUGGUAGCGCCAUGAUCAGCGCUGUGAUCAUGAUGGUGGUGCUCAUAUGCUACUGCUGUCACAAGAACGUCCGGAAGCAUCGACCACAGGAAUAUUCGCAGUACUGGAGGGCCGAGCCAGACAUUCAUAGUCUAGAAGUCUUUACCAUGGAUGCACAUGCCAUGCAGUGUCUCGAGAGAUCGACGGGAACUCAAGCCCAUCAGGAAGAGGGAGUGUCCACAUCUCUUCCGCUGUGUCCCGUGACCUCAGGUCCGCCGCCAGCUUACGAGAGUCUCAUCUUCGACCCUCGGGCACUGCCCUCGCCGACCGACAAGAAAGACGAGUCUGACGAUCCCGGUAGCAUUAUCUCGCCCCCGGUGAACAGCCUACCCAGCGAAUCGGAGGCCAACAGGAUCAACAAGCGAGAAGAUGUCCCGAGGGACGAUCAGGGUUUGCCUUCCUACGAGGCCGCCCUAAAAUUAGAAGCUGACGGCUACGUUUAAGUGCUGGAUAAGGAUCGAAAACUGCUUCGAACUGCGGAUCUUGAAUCGUGAAAAUUUCCGUCGCCGAGUCACGGAUUUCAGAAUAAAAUACCAUGAUCGAUACCAUGGGCGGCUCUGAUUGGCUGUGAACGAUAGCUGUUGACAGCUGAAGUCAUCAAUAUCGACGCGAAAACAUCUGCAAAAGUUACCAUUCCGAACGACACAGACAGCUGAGAUUGGAUUCUUGAUUAAAAGAAUAGGUUGAGAAACAAAAUAGUUAAACUCAUUUUCUAACUAGAUUUGCCGUCCGAAAAUAAGAUGCAAGAGAUUGUGAGCGCUUGUUUUUGAAAAAUUCUGACAAACUUUUUUUAUCUCUGUGUUAUAUUUAAGAUGCACAAAAAUGCAGAGUGAUUUCAAUCCAACGGAUAAGAAAGAAAGAUAAAAAGCAAGAAUUCUUUUUGGAAAUAUAAAUAGUAUAUAAUAUAUGAAAAAUGCAUGUAUAGAGGAAAAUCUUACUAUAAAGAAAAAAGUUCUAAAAAAAAGUUGAAACAUUAUUUUUUUCUCAUCUUAUUGAAAAGUUUCUGAGAAACUCGUAACUAGUAAAAUAUUACAAAAGAUAAGUGCCUGAAUUCAUUAUUUUUUUACGCGUUAAAAUGAAAAAAAUGAAACAAGAUGAAACAAAGCAUUGAGGUGAGACAAUUUUUCCAAAGUACAUACUAUUUUUCUUUGUAUCAAACAAAACGACACGUAAAAUCUUUUCGAAUAAUUUUUUCGAUAUAA